AUGCCUACACACUUCAAGUUGAGAAGGGCUUUUGUUCUCAAAAGGCUUCUUCCAACUGGUGUAUUGUUUGUGCUGUGCUAUGUGGUCUUGCGCAUGAAUGGUGUGCUUUAUAAGCCAACGUCAUCAAUGAUGUUGGAGAAUAUUCUCAAGCAGUCUCCUGGCAGAGAAUCUCUAUUCAUAUCGCCAUUCUCGAGGUUUAUCCCGAGAUCUAAACUUUCGAAACUUCUAGCACAGCAUGAAAGCGUUGACAAAUGGGCAAAUAUGACCCUUUCAGAGCAAUGCCAUUUUUACUUUGCCACAACUUACAAAGAUAGCACCAAAUGGACUAAUGAUCACAUUAGAGUGUUCUAUAAUGAUGAUGAUUUAGAUAAUGCCAUUCUUUCUAUGGCGGUUGAAAGAAUGCGAGUUUUUGAUAAAUGUUUUAUCAAAGGUGGCUUAUCGCUUGAAUCUGUUUUGGGGGAUAUUGACAUGGCAGAUUUUCAGCAUCGCAUGUUUCCCUUUCUACGCAACUUCAGCAACUUCGGUGAGCUGUGGCCAGAAAUUCUCCAUCUCAAUACAGGUGAGCAUAUUCCGCGAUUCUCAAAUCCAGCCAACCUAGAGAAAGAUUCAAAAUUUGCAUAUACGAAUUCACAAUCCUUCUGGCAGAACUGGGCCCGUUUUUCCAGCAGUAGAGGUUUAGUGAUGACCCUUGGCGAACGGCAUAAGGACAUUUUUCUUCGGCUCCUGCGAGUUUUAGAUCACAAUGGUAAUCGGUUGCCUAUUCAAAUAAUCCAGAAGGGCCCCGAACUCUCUAAUGAAUUUAUUGACUCUGUCUCAAAUUUCUUGAAGUCCAGCCAACAGCAGGUGUACAUUGUAGACUGUUCUUCUCUGUUGAAUCCGGCCUAUCUAGAGGAGGCACUUACUUAUUUUGUCAAUAAAUGGCUGGCCGUUGUUUUUAAUACCUUCGAAGAGGUAAUUACUCUUGAUGCCGAUGUGGUUCCCUUCGUUCCCUUGGAGUCAUUCUUCGAAAAUCACAAUUAUAAAGAGAGUGGGUCCCUAAUGUACAAAGAUAGAAACAUGCUGAAUGAACACACUUUUGAUUAUUGUAUUGACAUGUUCAAUUCUCUUGAGCCAUCAAGGGAGGCAUCCGUUCUCAUGGGCCAUAGCAUGAUCAUAAAUGCCACUAGUGUUGUACCUUCUUCGCGAACGUUCCAAAAUGAGCAGGAAAAGGUUUACUAUAGAUUCUUUUAUGAUAAAAUACUGCACAAUGUUGACAGUGGUUUGGUGGUUCUGAACAAAAAAGAGAAAUUGAGCAGUCUCGUCCUUUCCUUUAUUUUGAAUCUGGAUGCAAAGGUAAAACGAUGCGUCUAUGGGGACAAAGAGAUAUUUUGGCUGGGUCAACUUAUUGCUGGUGAAAGUUACUCUAUAGAACCAAGAGAUGGUGGGGCGUUGGGUCCAAUCACACCGCUUUCUCUUGAAGACGAAGGCGUGAAAGGUUACGCUAUCUGCUCCACUCAAAUAGCACAUGGUGAUGAAAAUAACACACUAUUAUGGACGAAUGGCGGACUCAAGACCUGUAAAAUAGCAGAAGCUGCGGCACUUGAUUAUCAGAAACUUCCCGAAUAUUUUGGAGCAAAAUAUGAUAGUGAAGAUCAACUACAAGAAGCUUACAGCCAACCAUUAAAAAUGGAUGGUUUAAUAACUCCGGACAUUUUUGUAAAGCCCUGGAUUAGGAAAGAUGAAUGUCAGGGCUCUAUGUACUGUGCCCCCCUUGUUGAGAGCAAUGCAGAUGCGGCCAGAGAAGGAGAUAGUUUUGUGCGAUUUGAUCAAGAGCUUUCAAAGCAAUUAAAUGAAAUAUCUGGUGUUUGGAAUCAAGAGUCAUAA
Molecule: messenger RNA, 1863 nt
Organism: Lachancea fermentati
Lineage: Eukaryota; Fungi; Ascomycota; Saccharomycetes; Saccharomycetales; Saccharomycetaceae
Source: the annotation of a GenBank genome assembly